AUGUCUAAUCCUCAAAUAUAUCCCAACAAUCCCAUGAGUCAAUCAGCCCCUUCAUUUCAAUUUUCAUCCCAAGUGCAUCCAUCUCAGGGAUUUCAGCCAUACGGAUAUCCUCAACAAUGGUAUCCCCCUCCAGGAUUUUCCCCACAAGGAUAUCCUUCACAGGGGUUUAUGUUUUCUGACUCUUCUAGGAGGACCAGUGUAGAUGGGAGUGGUACUGAUGGAGGCACACCAUCUUCAGGAAGACAGUUCAAGCAUCAUUCAGUUGUUGGAAACGAGCAAAAGAUGGAUAAAAUGUGGAAACGCAUUGCGAAAGCCUACAAUGAAAAUCGCCCUGCCAACACUCCAAACAGAAAGUUUAAACAGCUGAAGGCUCAUUUCUACAAGAUGCAGAAACAGGUGAAAUGGUUUUCUGAAUGUUACAAUAGGAUUGCAAGCAUCUGGAAGAGCGGUGCAAAUGAUGCUGAUAUUAUGGAGAUGGCACAAACAGAAUACAAGCAGCAUCACGGUACAAAAGGUUUUAAAUAUGUUGGAGUUUGGAAACUGUUGAAAGAAGUUCCCAAGUUUGCCGAGGUGCAAGGAAAUGUUCAAGCAUCCAAGAGAACCAAAAAUACAGAAGGAGGCGCCUACACAUCAUCUUCUACAGCUGAAGAAACUCCCACGAGUCACCCAAUGGGGCAUAAAGCGGCAAAGAGAAAGGAGAAGGAAAAGGGGAAAAAAGAUGACCUCGAUGCACUGCGUGAAGUUGCAAAAGAGCAUGAAACCAUGCAGCAAAAUACAUACGUAUAA
Messenger RNA from Salvia miltiorrhiza (redroot sage), 786 nucleotides. RefSeq lists its product as uncharacterized. Bases 1 to 786 code for a protein of 261 amino acids. NCBI's taxonomy places the organism in Eukaryota, Viridiplantae, Streptophyta, Magnoliopsida, Lamiales, Lamiaceae. The transcript is spliced from 2 exons. The record is from RefSeq and is a predicted model, not a curated record.